This is a messenger RNA of Thrips palmi, 1981 nucleotides long. It is a transcript of the gene CCT8, whose product is annotated as T-complex protein 1 subunit theta. NCBI's taxonomy places the organism in Eukaryota, Metazoa, Arthropoda, Insecta, Thysanoptera, Thripidae. The record is from RefSeq and is a predicted model, not a curated record. Gene Ontology annotation, biological process: protein folding. Gene Ontology annotation, molecular function: ATP hydrolysis activity; ATP-dependent protein folding chaperone; ATP binding. Gene Ontology annotation, cellular component: chaperonin-containing T-complex. Bases 120 to 1763 code for a protein of 547 amino acids. The transcript is spliced from 10 exons.
CGCACCCACGCAUUGUCAGGUGCGAAGGAGCGGCUGCCGUGCGGUGUGGUGUGAUCAAAUUGGAUAUUCAAGCAAUUUAUCACGAAAGUACGAAACAUCUUUAGAUUCUCCACGACACCAUGGCGUUACAUGUACCCAAAGCUCCGGGCUUCGCCCAGAUGAUGAAAGAAGGAGCUCGGCACUUCUCUGGGCUCGAAGAAGCAGUGUACCGCAACAUUGGCGCCUGCAAAGAGUUUACCAAGACAGUUCGCACUGCGUAUGGCCCCAAUGGCAUGAACAAAAUGGUCAUCAAUCACAUUGAGAAACUCUUUGUUACAAGUGAUGCUGGGACCAUCAUCCGUGAACUUGAUGUGGAACAUCCUGCUGCUAAGCUCAUGGUCCUUGCAGCAGAAAUGAUGGAACAAGAAGUGGGAGAUGGUACAAACUUUGUUAUCAUACUGUGUGGUGCGCUUCUGGAGGGUGCUGAAGAAUUACUCCGUAUGGGUCUCACACCAUCUGAAAUUUCUGAAGGCUUUGAAUUGGCUUUAGACAAAGCUCUUGAAAUUCUUCCCUCCCUUGUUGUUGACAAAGUUGAAGACAUCAGGAAUGAGUCUCAAGUUAUGAAAGCCCUUAGAACUUCCAUCAUGAGCAAACAGUAUGGACAAGAGGACUUCAUCAGUCAACUUAUCGGCAAAGCAUGCAUUUCUGUGUUACCGGAAGGGGGAUCCUUUAAUGUGGACAAUGUUCGAGUCUGCAAAAUCCUGGGUUCUGGUCUUUAUGGUUCAUCAGUUGUGCAGGGCAUGGUUUUCAAGCGCCAGGUAGAAGGUGAUAUUACCAAGAAGAACAAAGCUAAAGUUGUAGUGUACACUUGUGCUGUAGAUAUUAUGCAAACUGAAACCAAGGGAACAGUUCUUAUUAAAAAUGCAGAUGAAUUAAAGAACUUCUCUAGGGGAGAGGAAAGCAUGCUUGAAAGUCAAAUUAAGGCUAUUGCUGAUGCUGGAGCUGAUGUCGUUGUUGGUGGGGCCAAAUUUGGUGACAUGGCACUGCACUAUUUGAACAAGUAUGGUCUUAUGGGUGUUCGCCUCACAAGCAAAUGGGAUCUUCGUAGACUAUGCAAAGCCGUGGGUGCCACUGCUUUGCCUCGAAUGACUGCACCAACAAAAGAAGAGAUGGGUUAUGCUGAUGUUGUUUGUGUUGAUGAGGUUGGUGACACAGAUGUUGUUGUUUUCCGCCUGGAAGGCAAGGAAUCAAAGGUAGCAACGAUUGUAGUGCGUGGUGCAACCAACAACUACAUGGAUGACAUUGAAAGGGCGAUUGAUGAUGGUGUAAACACUUUCAAGGGAAUCAGCAAGGAUGGUCGUCUUGUAGCUGGGGCGGGUGCAACUGAAAUUGAGCUUGCCCGACAGUUGACCUCUUUUGGAGAUACACGACCUGGUCUUGAACAGUAUGCAGUGAAGAAGUUUGCUGUUGCAUUAGAGGGAUUUGCCAAAAUCUUAGCUGAAAAUACUGGCAUUAAAGCCAAUGAACUAGUGUCUAAGCUAUAUGCUGCUCAUGAAGAAGGCCAAAAGACUGCAGGCUUUGACAUUAAUGCUGAAGUCGCAAGCACUUGUGAUGCUGUAGCUGGAAACAUCUUGGACCUUUACCUCACCAAGAUGUGGGGCAUGAAGUACGCUGCCAAUGCCGCUUGCACAAUUCUUAAAGUUGAUCAGAUCAUCAUGGCCAAGAGAGCAGGAGGUCCCAAGCCCCCCAGUCAGAGGCCAGGUGCUGACAAUGAUGAAGAUUGAGCAACGUGAGAAGUUAAAUGACGGUGCCUUAACCAGUGCAACCACAUCUUGCAGAACUGUUAUUUAUUAUGGACAGUGUUUUACCAUAACUUUCAUGUCAACCUUCAUCACAAGUGCCUACACCAUUUUCACCCAGUGCUUAAUGUAACUCAUGUUAUUUGCAAUGCAUUUAUGUGAUCUAACCGCCCCUUUUUUUUAGAAUAAAAUGAAAUGCUUAA